AACUCCACGACUACUUACACGACGUGUGGUCUACAUACGUCGACACUGCUUUUCUACUGUUACUCCAACCGGCGUCGGUUCCGGAGAAGUGGCUCAACUCUUACGGCGCUAGUCAGACUCCUAGCCGGCCAACUGUAUACAAGUUAUAAUAGUAGACUCAUGACCUGCGUGUCGUCAAUGCUCGUUGACAACGUGACCUGCGUGUCGUCAAUGCUCGUUGACUACGUGACCUGCGUGUCGUCAAUGCUCGUUGACUACGUGACCUGCGUGUCGUCAAUGCUCGUUGACUACGUGACCUGCGUGUCGUCAAUGCUCGUUGACUACGUGACCUGCGUGUCGUCAAUGCUCGUUGACUACGUGACCUGCGUGUCGUCAAUGCUCGUUGACUACGUGACCUGCGUGUCGUCAAUGCUCGUUGACUACGUGACCUGCGUGUCGUCAAUGCUCGUUGACUACGUGACCUGCGUGUCGUCAAUGCUCGUUGACUACGUGACCUGCGUGUCGUCAAUGCUCGUUGACUACGUGACCUGCGUGUCGUCAAUGCUCGUUGACUACGUGACCUGCGUGUCGUCAAUGCUCGUUGACUACGUGAUCUGCGUGUCGUCAAUGCUCGUUGACAACGUGACCUGCGUGUCGUCAGUGCUCGUUGACUACGUGACCUGCGUGUCGUCAACCCUCAAAAUUCACUGAAGUAAAUGUAUAUCGCCUCGUGAUCAAGAAUAGAUGACUACAAUCUUCUCGUGUGCCAAUGCUCACUAACGAGAUGACCACCAUGUAA
This is a messenger RNA of Helicoverpa zea (corn earworm), 778 nucleotides long. RefSeq lists its product as uncharacterized. Lineage: Eukaryota; Metazoa; Arthropoda; Insecta; Lepidoptera; Noctuidae. The transcript is spliced from 2 exons. Bases 160 to 690 code for a protein of 176 amino acids. The record is from RefSeq and is a predicted model, not a curated record.